Malassezia restricta is the source of this 3744-nucleotide messenger RNA. Its product is annotated as RNA polymerase-associated protein CTR9. Bases 1 to 3744 code for a protein of 1247 amino acids. NCBI's taxonomy places the organism in Eukaryota, Fungi, Basidiomycota, Malasseziomycetes, Malasseziales, Malasseziaceae. The transcript has a single exon. The record is from RefSeq and is a predicted model, not a curated record. Gene Ontology annotation, biological process: regulation of DNA-templated transcription. Gene Ontology annotation, cellular component: Cdc73/Paf1 complex. Gene Ontology annotation, molecular function: RNA polymerase II complex binding.
AUGCAUCUUCCCAAAAGCCUAGAGCUAGUGCUUGCGACGAAUGAGUCGAUCACGAUUGAUCUGGAUCCGUUGCCGGCGGCCGAUGAGAUUGACGUGGUGAUGGAUAUGCUCGUGGAGGAAAAGCCACCCGCGUUCUUCUGGACGGCGUUGGCAUCGAGGUGCUGGAAUGCGGGGCGGCGGGAUGAAGCCGAGCUCAUCGUACAGAGAGGCUGCGCCGUCAUGCCCGUACAUCGGCCGCAUGACUGUGCGCCCCUCUUUGCGCUGCAGGCGGCUUUUUUGCUUUCCGAGGCACGUGCGGCGCCCAAGCAGGUGCUCUCCGAGGCGCGAUACCAGCAGCUUGGCGAGCGCAGGACCAAGCAGCACUAUUUCCGCCAGGUGCAAGAGUCUCUACAGCAUGCACAGACGUCGAAUGCGCAUCACGCACUGCUGGUGCAGGUCCGUGCCAUCACUGCGCUCAUGUCGGGCGACACGGCCUUGGCAUCCAAGCAGUUUGACGCACUUUUGUCGCGUGCGCCCUACCAUCCUGUGGCGUUGAUGGGCCGCGCAUGUGUGCAGCUGCGCACGCGCCAAUUUGUCUCGGCAUUGCACACCUAUCAGCAGGCACUGCGUGUGACCAUCCGCAUGGACCAGUCAGCGGACAAGCACCAAGACCCGGCGCUGGCAUGGCACGGUGCCGAUCCCCGCGUGGGUAUCGGUUUGUGUCUCUGGUCACUGGGGCACUAUGAUGCGGCCCGGCGUGCUUGGCGUCGCGCGACGGCGUAUCGCUCCGACGCCUCUGCACCACAUGUGCUCCUAGGCCUCUCGCUCAUGAAUGCUGCCAAGUACCCUGGAGCUUUGCCUGCCGGAGUGUACGGCGCUCAUUCACAACGGUCUGAGGAGGAGGCACGACGUGCUGCUUAUGCUGACGGUCUCCAGCACAUCCAGCAGGCAUGGCAGCGCGACAAGACGUGUGCCAUCACCGCCGUGGUGCUCGCCUCACAUGUGGCGUCCCAGGCAUUGCAUGGCAUGGCGGACUUGUGGCCAGCCGCCUACGAUAUGACUACACCACGUGGUGCAUCCACGUCUCGCGACACGCUGUCCACGACCUUGGAGCGAGCCGUCAAGCUGGGCGAGCACGCUGUACAAUACGCCGACGCCCGCUCCAUUGUCACGCAUGCAUGGCUGCAGUAUGCGCAUGCGCUACACUUGACGUCGCAUCUGCCAGAACAUGCGACAGACCAUACAGCCCGUGUGACGGCCCAGCGGUAUUACACACAAGUGCUCGAAAUGCUGGCGCGUUCGUCGACGGAUGUGCAUCGGCAUGCUUUAGCACAUGGCCAGGGUCUCGCUACGCUUGGCCUCGCGCAACUGCAGGCAUCAACGGGCGAUACGGUCGGCGCUGUCCGCACCCUCGAUGCUGUCCUCACUCGGCCCAGUGGAUCCACGGCUUACGCGACCGAUCUGGCCCUGAUGGCCGGUCUAUUGUUGGCAGCCUCUCACGAUCCUCAAAUGGACCGCCACCGUGCGUGUACCCUACUUGAUCGCGUCGUGCGUACCGCAGCCGAGGCUCAGUCGCUCUUGUCGCCUACGUCGACGGGCGAGGGCGGAGCGCUGGCCUCGGAGCGCCUGUCCGAACUCACGCUGCGUGCCAUUGUGCGCAUGGCCGACGAUCCACGCGUGCGUGCUCGCCUCGCAUUUUUGUGGGCACCCAGUGCUCGUGAACGUGCCGUGGAGCAGUACGAAGAGGCGCGCCAGCUCGUCGAUCCAUCGGCGCCUUUGGCGUAUGCGCUCGAGCUGAAUAUGGGCGCCCUGCUGGCUCACGAAUCGGAUGCUCAUGCACUGCGUCGCGCGCUAUCACAUCUGCAGCGCGCGCUUCAGGCGCCCGGCGAGAAUGACGAGGCACAGGCUAUCAAGGUGAUGGCCAACUACAAUAUCGGCCGCGCCCUCGAAUCGCUCGGUGAGCAGACGCAGGCACGCGACGCGUACCUGGCCCUGUUGGCGGCGCAUCCAGAGUAUGUGGCUGCACGUAUUCGCGUAGCUGUGCUGGCCGCGCAAGUGCCGCAGGAAACCGAGGUCCAAGACGGCGGCGUGAUGCGCUCGGCCCGGGAUGUGGCGAAUGCCCGCUUCAAAGAGGCCCUGUCAAGUGAUCCUAGCGACCUGAGCGUGCGCGCUGAGUACAUGCGCUUCUUGGCAGGCACGUACCCGGCCAACCGACACGCGGCUUGGCAGGCCCUGAAGGACUCGGCUGCACAGCUGUUUUUGGGCCCCGAUGCCGGCAAGGCUGUGUUUGGCAGCGCGAGCAUCGCCAAGCGAGCAACGGAGGAAGCUCGGCACGACGCCUACUCACUCGGCGCACUGGGCUGGGCCUACUAUCAGCUGGGCAUUCACGCUGCACCCGGCCCGAAUCAGCGCGCCGAGCGAGCCAAGUGCAUGUUGCGUGCCGCUGAUCUGUUCGACAAGGCUUUGGCCGCCAACCCUCAAAACGUGUUUGCUGCCCAAGGCCUAGCCAUUCUUGUGGCCGACGAUGCAUUGGGAGAUCCCAACGUCGCGCCCGAUACGCUCGAGGCACGCCGCAAGGCGGCCGCCGAAGACGCCACGGCGCUGUUUGGCAAACUGCGCGAUGUGCGCGACGAUGCCAGUGUAUAUGUCUGCCAAGGCCACGCAUUCAUGCUAUGUGGUGCCUGGGACCGUGCCGCACAUGUGUACGAAUUGGCGCUUACGCGCUACGACUGUGGACGCGAUCCGGCGGUGCUGCAGUACUCGGCGCGCGCGCUUUAUGCGUUGGGUAUGCAUGAGCACGCGAUGUCCCACAUCGACGUGGCCAUGUCGCAGCUCGACACGGCCGCCCAAGUGCUUCUCGAACGCUGUGGGGGCUCCAGUGCGGAUAUGGCUCAUGUGUCCAGCACCGCCGGUAUCGAAUGGAAGCAGCUGCAAUACAACCGCGCUGUUAUGGCCCACAAGGCCCUCCAAAUGCUCUAUGACGAACCGAUGGAGCAGCGCACGUCCGCUCAUCUUCGCAUGGCGAUCGAAUGGGUGCGGCAGGCGCAGCCACUCUUGGAGGGCGUGCUUAUGGACGCUGCGAAGCAUCAGCAGCUCCUAUACAUCACCGACGAAGUGGUCGAGCAGCGUGCCAAGUAUGCCGACAUGUCCUUGCUCAAGCAGGCAGAGCCGCAGCUCCAGGAAGCCGUGGCCCACGAAGACGCGCAGCGUGAAAAGCUGGCUCGUCUCGACGAAAAGCAGCGCGAACGUGAGGCGCAUCUCACACAGCUGCGUCGUGAGAAAGAAGAGGAGCAUCGCCGCCGUGCCGAGGCCAUCGCCGAAUCGCGUCGUCGUGCGCGCGAAGAAGCAAGCCAGAUUGAGUACGAUCGUGAACCGUCGCCCGAGCCACGCAAGCCACGUGCCUCAGCACCGCGGAAGAAGAAGACCGCGCCUGCUGCGUCGGAUGAGGAGCCUGAUACGUUCGUGGCGCGCGACGAUGAACAGCUCUUUGAAGAAAGCAGCGACGAGGACGAAGAAGAAGCGCCACCCUCGAACGACGACCAGGACGAUGAUCCCCCCCUGGCAUCCGAUGCACCUGCGGCUGAGCCGAUGCAGGAAGCCUCAGAUCAAGAAACAGAAGCGCCCGUCAACCCCAUGCGGGCACGGCUCGAGGCGUUGGCUCGUGAGCGCAAGCAACGCAACGAGGAGCCUCGGCCCAAGAAGCGACACGGUGACAAAGCAACGCGCCGUGAGGCCAAAAAGGCCAAGGUCGAUAGUACAGAGUAA